This is a messenger RNA of Perognathus longimembris pacificus (Pacific pocket mouse), 2846 nucleotides long. It is a transcript of the gene Hs1bp3, whose product is annotated as HCLS1 binding protein 3. The transcript has 7 exons. Gene Ontology annotation, molecular function: phosphatidylinositol binding. The record is from RefSeq and is a predicted model, not a curated record. Lineage: Eukaryota; Metazoa; Chordata; Mammalia; Rodentia; Heteromyidae. Bases 62 to 1273 code for a protein of 403 amino acids.
CAGGCGUGAGCCGUAAUCCACCAGUGCCCGGCAACUUCACUGGUGUUUUUACUUGACAAACAUGUACCCUGGCAGUUGUCAUACCUCCUCAUGUGGGGCCAGGCAGGUUCAGAAUGCGCACACGGGGCUGGACCUGACGGUGCCCCAGCACCAGGAGGUGCGGGGCAAGAUGCUGUCCGGCCACGUGGAGUACCAGGUCCUGGUGGUCACCCGGCUGGCCGCCUUCAAGUCCGCCAAGCACAGGCCUGACGACGUCGUCCAGUUCCUGGUCUCCAGAAAGUACAGCGAGAUCGAGGAGUUCUACCAGAAGCUGAGCAGCCGCUACCCGGAAGCCAGCCUGCCCCCGCUGCCCCGGAAGGUCCUGUUUGUGGGGGAAUCUGACAUCCGGGAAAGGAGAGUCAUGUUCAAUGAGAUUCUCCGUUGGAUCGCCAAGGAUGCCCAAUUGGCCAGCAGCCCAGAGCUGCUGGAAUUCCUAGGUACCCGGUCCCCGGGGGCUGGGGGUCUCUCCAGCAGAGAUGCCCCCACCCUGAGUGGCACAGACAGCCAAGCGCAGGACGAGGAAGAGGCUUUUGACUUCUUCGGGCAGCAGGACCAAGUAGCAGCUGAGGGGCCUUCCAUCCUGAGCCUGAAGGGCAAGGAGGCCCAGAAGUUUCUAGAGGAAAAGCAAGAGGAAGAGGAGGAGGAGGAGGAGGAAGCGUUGGAUCCUUUGGGCAUUAUGCGCUCCAAGAAGCCCAAGAAACGCCCAGAAGUGAUCAUGACGCCCAAACCCGCACCCCGGCUCACCAUCUUCGACGAGGAGGUAGAUCCUGAUGGGGAGCUCUUUGGCCCAAGCAGAAAGCUGCCCUCCCCGAGCUCCUCAGAGCCGCUGCCUGGAGACUCCCUGAAGCUGUUUGAUGACCCUGACCUCGGCGGGGCUGUCCCCCUGGGGGACCCCUUACUGCUGCCAGCCACCUGCGACAGUGGACGGCCUUCCUCUAGCCUGUGCCGCGCGGCUGCUUCCGCCGAGCUGUUCAGAGUGGAAGAAGACUUGGACCAGAUCCUGAACCUGGGGGCUGAGCCCAAACCCAAGCCUCCGCCUAAGCCCAGGCCCCCAGUGGCAGCCAAGCCCGCGCUGCUCCGGAAGCCAGCCGCGCCCCCGGUGGUGGGCCCAGCCAACGCCGAGGCGGGACCACCGAAGCAGCCACCGCAGAUCCAAGCCAUGGACGAAAUGGACAUCUUGCAGUACAUCCGGGACCAUGAUGCCUCUGCCCAGGCCUCUCCCAGCCUCUUCUGACCCCCACGGGGUGCUGCGUCUGGCGCUGCCCCCCCUCCCCCCGUCAACAGGUGCCUGUGUGUGAGUGGGCCAGGACCUCCAUGCCCCAAGACAGAGGCGGAAAGCUGGGCCCACGAGCCAGGACGACACCACUCAUUCCCCUUUGUCCUGAGCUGUAGGCUCUACCUGGAAUCCCUACAGAAUAGAGCAGAGGGCCCUAUAGGAAUAAAGCCCACAUUGUCCCCAUCCAGCCACAAGAGAGGGGAGAGUGAGUACAUGUAGUGAUACCUGCCCAGCAGAGCCUGACCCCCAGGGGUGGUGUGAUGUUUGAGGGGACUUCCGGGAGAAGUCCCAUUGAGCCCCCUUGUGCCCAGCAUAGGAAGCCUGGCCUGCUUGGGCUGGGCUACAUGGCGGCCAGGCCCCAAGACGCAGACACUGAGCAGAAGAGCCCCACUGCCCAGGCUGCCUGCCCAUGUGCUCCUGAGCCUCCUCUGGUUUCCGGCUCCAGGGAAAGAAGGUUGGCCCAGCCCUGCUUCAUAGGAAGAUGGAGGCUGGCCAGCCCUGGGGCCUCCGUGGGCCUCUGGGUCCAGAGACAGUGUCUGUGAUUGCAGCUUCCAGCAAAGUGACUCGCGACCUCUUCAGAGCUUGGCUGGGGGUGUCCAGCCGGGCACUGCUUUUCCAUAGGAUACCGUGCUCGCAGGCUUCUGUCCUGUCUUCUUGUCCCAGGCUUCUUGCCUGUCCUCAGGGUUUGCAUUCCUUCAGCGGCCUUCCGUGCAGCCACCCGCCUGGGGAGAGGGAGCUGCGUGCCAGAGCAGGCUGGUGCUUCAGACACCUCCCGGGUCCCCAGCACCGGGCACAGGCUGCGCGGCGGGCAGAGAUGAGGGCUGACCGCGCACAGAAUGUUAGCUGGCCUUUCUCUGAUACAGUCCUCGUGUCCAGAGCUAGUUUUUAAUGAACCAAUCAUUUUUAACAAAACAGCUUUCUCCUUCCUUGCCUUUGUCUUGCCUGACAGACAUCCAGAGGGGUCAGGACUAGAUUCCCAACCAUUUCAGUUGGAUCCAAGUGCCACCCCUGGGGGUGGGGGACUCCAGGUGACAGGCCAGCUGCUUUCUGCUGUCAGUGCCUGGUGUCCCCAGCUCCUGCCUAGCACAGGGCCCAUGGGGUGGCGCUGGGGGCGCCCAGUCCCAUCUGUCCUGUGUCUCCAUGUCCCUCUUCACCUGCCUGACCCUCCACGGGAUACUCCCUCCCCACCUGUGCCGAAGGGAGGGGACCGGCAUGCCACUGGGCAGAGCUGAAAUCUGCUUUGCCUGGCUUGCAGGGUCCCCCUCCACAGGGCCCAGAGCCGACUCCAGGGCAGCUUCUGUCCUGCUUUACCUUCUACCUCAGUGCUCAGCACCCAGCCCUGGGCCCAUACCACCUCCUGACUGCAGGGAAAGGAAGGGGUGGGGGGAGGAGGGGGGAGACCAUGUGACCAGCUCCUCCCCAGAGAGGCUGCCCAGCUCCGCCCCUGCCCCAGCUCUCCACUCCCUGUUCUGUGCUCCCUGGCUGCCGGCUCCCUGCCUGUCCUCCAUCCCUACCUCACGCCUGCUUUGGG